This is a messenger RNA of Topomyia yanbarensis, 4469 nucleotides long. Its product is annotated as transmembrane protein 47. Gene Ontology annotation, biological process: cell-cell adhesion. The transcript has 7 exons. Gene Ontology annotation, cellular component: membrane; cell-cell junction. The record is from RefSeq and is a predicted model, not a curated record. Lineage: Eukaryota; Metazoa; Arthropoda; Insecta; Diptera; Culicidae. The coding region runs from base 629 to 1417 and encodes 262 amino acids.
GUCACGAAAGAGCGUCGGUCGGUCGCGGUUGGUAAGUGUUCGUCUUCGUGCGCACCAAAAAUCAGUGCGGCAGUGCGUUAGAAAAGAAAAUUUUCAACGGGAAACGGGCCGCGGUUUUUCUUAUUUCGGCUUAUAUUCCAUAUCCGCCCCGUAGGUCCUUUCUUCUAAUUUUUGCAGUUUCGAAGAGGAAAAGUAGGCAAGAAAAUAGUGUGCGAAAAGCAGCGCGACAAGAAAGAGACAAACCGCCGCAAAGUGUGCGGUGUGGCGGGUGUUAGAGUGAGACAAAGCGAAAAUCAAUUCUUUCUGGCCGCACAUUAGAUUGUAACCUCGGGGUUCUUGGUUUUUCGCGUUUGGUUUUCUUUUUUUAGGAAAUAAUUUUAUGAUCUCGAGCCGUGUCCGUGACAACGCGUGAAUGGUGUGUGCUUUGAGUGUAAGCACGUAAGUUUUUUUAUUACGUCCAAAUAAGGACAGUUUUGUUUUAGUGAAAAUUUAUGCGGAGAAUUGAAUCGGUAGAAAAGUGAUCUUCCUAAUACAGUAAAAUAAUCAGAUCGAAGCCGAUCUGCAGCUAAAGUUCAGGUGAAAGUGAACGUGAUCGUCGAAGAUAAUCAUCAUCAAGGCUGAAAGUGAAAUGUCAAAAGUGUUGACGGCAAAAAGCGAUGACUACUACCAGCGCCAAAUGGGAUUGACUGGACUGCAGUCUUCCUUCGAUGCAGAUUCAUUGCCCGAUUACAGCGAGUUUGACUCGGAAUCUGUGACACUGGACUACUUCAAGGAGAGUACCGCGCGGGGUCCUUCUCCCAGCAAGAUGGCUCCAACGACGACAAUCGAGACGGUGACCAUCACCAGGCCGCUUAAGGUAAUUGCCUUCAUCUGUGGAGUAAUUGUGAUUGUUCUGAUGAUCCUGGCGCUCACCUCAACCGACUGGCUGAUGGCUGAAAACUGGCGACAGGGCCUGUUUGUGCACUGCAUCGAGGAGGAUUACGCUCCGCCACUGCCCUUCAACCUGCAGGAUCCACCCGGUUGCUAUCCGAGUCGCGAUGUUACAUACAUUAAAGCUACUGCAGCUCUAUGUAUUGUUACCCUAGUAACAGAUGCACUGGCGACGAUCCUAACCGGACUUGGACUGCGGACGCAGGACCACACACUGAAGUACAAGUUCUACCGAAUCGCAGUAUUGGUUAUGAUGGUGGCAUUAAUCUCUUUACUAGUGGCUCUCAUCCUCUAUCCGGUGUGCUUCGCGGCGGAACUUAAUCUAGGAAAUCGGCCAGUGUGGGAAUUCGGCUGGGCUUACGGUGUCGGCUGGGGGGCAGCUAUUUUCCUGUUCGGUGCCGUCGUGCUGCUGCUGUGCGACAAGGAAUCCGAAGAGAUCUACUACAAGGAAAGGAAAAUAGUACACGACGCCUCGAUGCGAGACUAGGCCAGGCCGCACGCCCUGCCCGAUGUUGUACUUUAGGCUUUUUAAAUAAAAACGAGAAAAAUAAUUGUCGUUCACAAUCCUCUCAAAGAAAAGGUUAUAGAGAUGAUGUACCAAAGCAGAAACUGUGAAAAUGGAAAAUCUAAACUACUAGAACAGAAGCAAAAUCAAGCAAAAGUAUAAAUACCCAAAAAAAGAUAUAUUCAGUGUGUUCUCCAGCUAAAUGAAUGUUAAUUGCUAUCGUUGGAGCAUUUCCAUGUCUUUUUGGUACUCGAUCGAUAAGCGAUAAAUUUUCGUUUUCAAGCAAACAAAAAAAACAUAGUCAAGUCAGCCUUUUAUUUCGCGUUUCCUUCCGUUUUGAAUGAUACUAAUUGGCCUGCAAAGCAAAACGAAAAAAAAAUGUGUGUAGAAUCAAACUGUUUAGGCAACGCUCAUUCAAAGAUGAAACCAACCAAAAAAAGCAGUCGAUUUUUGUUACUACAUUCGGCUAAAUGGUACAUCCUUUUGAUUUUGUACACUUUGGAAUACUCGAAAAAAAUUCAGAAAUCAAAAAAAACCCUGGAUCAUCAGCAGGAACCACCAAGGAAGGGAAGGAGCAACAGCAGCAGAAGCGGAAACAACAGAAAGCAGAGAAUGAACGCGAUUUUUUGAAAAGUUAUUAAAAAGCAACUAGAAGAGCCGGUAAACAUCACGAAAGUCACGCAGCUGUAUUAAGGCACGGUUAAGAUCCGACAGUACAGGAAAAAAAAAGACGUAAAAAAACGUGACAUGGGCAAGGGUAUGGCGCCGUCAAACAAUGCUAAACUAGAAUAUACAAGAAAACAUAUUUAUUGAGAAAACAAAAUAUUAAGGAAACGACACUAUUUAUACAACAAAAUUUUUCAGAAAGGCAACUAUCUGCAGAAGAAAACAAACGGACAGAACUUAAGAGUAAACAAAACAAAUUAUAAACUGUUUAUUAGCGAAGGUAUAACUACAUCUACUACAAUUACUAUUGUAAAAUAUUUACUCGAACGUUUCUUUCAACAGCCUAGGUUGGUACAAUUAUACUUUCAAAUAUUGUUCUGAACAGAUACAGAAGAAUGUGCUCUUUCUUAUACAGGCGAAUAUUGUUGUCGAAGCAAAUUUUCUACUCCAAUCGAAAAACAUGGAACAAGUCAACUUGUAUAAAUACAUAAAUUUUCCUAUUAUAUCGCAACUAAGACUAGCAGUAUAAUCCAAGCGUUUACGAACACACUGAAACGAACGAACAAUUAAACAAAACACUCCAUAUCGAACAAUUACUACCUACACCCAUACACAUUUAUAUGAGUAGCAAACUGUUGUCUGCCUUCUUCUGCACAUGGAAAAAUUUGUAUGCAUAAAACGCACCAUUUACAUAAUCCGUCAGCUUUGCGUCAACAGCAACAAACGCAACGACACUGCGCCGAAACGUCGAAACGAGUUUCUUACAGUUCCCAUAGAGACGUUACGACCUACAACAUCACACACACGCGGAAAGUAUUGCCGUACUGAAACGUAUCCAACUUAACUGGACGGAUCGGUCACGUUGACGUUGACGUUCCGUUCCGUUGACGGAAGCUGACAUCGACCGUGUAAAUCGUGCUUAAAUUAUCAACAAUACAUUUUCGUUUAAAGUCACACUAUAAUGUAACAAUGGAUCUGAUUGAAAAGUAUCUAACCUAAUACUCAACAAAUGUUUCCCCCGACGGAAUCUCGUGAAGAAUCAAGUUCACAAAACACUUUAGGCGGCAUCUGUACGUAAAUCGACUAUCCGGCGUCUCCCUUAGAAACUGACAAACCAUAUCCACUUUUGUACCAAAUAGACCAAACCCUUCCCCCUCAGCGGAAACCAACUGUCAAACAGUAGCUAUGGAAAAAAAGAAAACGAACACUUUUGUACUCCUUCUCAACACACACAUAUAGUCAAACCCGGUCCAAAGGCACACAGAAAAUCAUAUGCCAGACACUAAAGGAGCGUGUAGAAAAGUAUUGCGGUUACUAUUGUAUAUGUUCUCUUAUGUUAACUUUCUUGUUUUCUUCAAUGGAAGCCAUAGUGUUCCAGGUCUCCAUAUUUUCAAUAUAUGAAUAAGUCGAUUUCAGACCAAUUUAUCUCUGAAUCGGUAAAAGUCUCCUCUUUAAUCAAAUUUUAUAAUAUCUUAUUACCACGCGCGAUUUGAGUAAAAUUAAUGAAUAAUUGAGAAACUCGUCAAUUGUGUAUAUACAUAGAUAUCGCCACACUAAAUUAUAUUAAUAACAAUUAAUUUUGAAUAAAAAAAUUAACCAUCAAGCAAACACAAAGAAACAAUUCCUUCAUUUUCCGCUGUACAUGACCGAUCGGUUCGGUUACCUUCAUCCCUCGUUUACAUAAUCAAAAAUACAAUUAUUGAACAAACAGAUAAGCUUAGCAAUGAUUUAAAUUCAAAUAAUUCAUAAAUCUAUCGAAAUAUCAAAGAGUAGCAUUGAAUGCGUUUAGUAUCAUAUACACUUUACACUGCGACGAAGAAAUAAAAAAAAUAGAAGCAACAACAAGUUGGUAGCUAGUAUCAAACGGCAAACUUCAUCCCUCAAUCGAAAACUAUAUACAGAAAAAACAGGACGCAAACAUGCUGAUAGACCAAACUUUUAUCACCAGCAUGAAGCGACAGUCUAUGUGACGAACGAACGAACGUCUAGAGGGCAAACAAAACAAGUUUAUAGCAACAACAACAACAAACGGAAUUCUCCAGCCGGUAACGAAGCAGUCUGCGUUAUAGUUGAAAUAUACCAAAUACCCAGAAGAAAAAAAAAUCAUAGCAAGCGAGUAAAUGCAGACGUAACCGAAUUAGCGAGAGAUUAAACCACGGUCAAUGCACAUCCAGGAAUCUGAAAUUUGAACGGUUUUUACAGAUUUUGAGUAGCUUAACGGGAAGUGAUACGGCAGAAGUUGUAUUACCGAAACAAGGCAGAAGAAAACAACGUAGUGAAGUUGAGGAGAAGGUCUUGUUCGGAUUCUACUUUAUGUAAUGUUUACAUAACAAUGAACAUAAUAAAUUGAAUUUAAUUGAGACAUUCA